Molecule: messenger RNA, 240 nt
Organism: Neurospora tetrasperma FGSC 2508
Lineage: Eukaryota; Fungi; Ascomycota; Sordariomycetes; Sordariales; Sordariaceae
Exons: 2
Coding region: 1-240 (79 amino acids)
Source: RefSeq, a predicted model, not a curated record
AUGAAGAACCACCACCACCACCACCACCACCUCCUCAAGCCCAAACCCAUUAUCUCCCAAGUUGACGAAUCGAUGGUCCUCGAGGACGGUGACGGUAGCCGUUUGGUAGAUGGACGGGAUUUGACACCUCCGUGGACACAAUGUGUAAAAGCCAGGGUCGAGGAAAUCAGGCGGUCGUCGUUAGCCAGCCAGUCGGACUGUGGUGCCGCUAAAUCCAGAGACGAGAUACAAGUCCAGUGA